Molecule: messenger RNA, 774 nt
Organism: Cooperia oncophora
Lineage: Eukaryota; Metazoa; Nematoda; Chromadorea; Rhabditida; Trichostrongylidae
Source: the annotation of a GenBank genome assembly
CUGCAGGUGCCAUGGCCAUACGAUGGUUCUCCUCCAACUGUUGUCGUACCGACCGUGCAAGAAGUUGAGCGCCCCUGUCAAUUUCCGGGCUUGUCAUUUACGCAGAUGUCGCAGCGGUGUUGGACCGAGGAUGGAAGUCGCUUGAUUGUUGGCACUGCUUGGAGAAGCAAAAUGGAAUUGGUGGCAAUAGACGUUUCUAGUGGCCAUGUGGCCAGACUGACGAAUCACAGUCAAUGUCACGGUAGUUGGCAGGUAGUGGAUGUUUGCCAAGACGAUAUCCUUGCUGUAGUUUCCGCUCCAAACCGGCCGCCUGCUUUGCUCCUCGGAAUUAUACCUGUGAAAGGUCAAGAAGACGAGAUGGUUUGGACUCGACUUGACAACUGUUCGAUCAUUGAGAAACGGAAAAAUCUUUUGAACUACAACUGGCAGCUCGUUGGCUUCCAACGCGAAGGUGAGACGCCAUAUGAGGGGGUACUGAUGAUGCCAAACGAGGGUGAAUCUCUACCGUUGGUUGUUUGUCCUCAUGGAGGACCGCACGGCGUCUCAGUUGCUGGAUGGCCUCGACGAAGUGUAACUUCUUUAAUCAAUUCUGGAUUUGCUUUUCUCUAUGUCAAUUACCAUGGAUCGCUAGGGUUUGGAGACAAAUUCGUCCGGUCUUUACCAGGUAAAUGCGGCAAUCUGGAUGUCAAGGAUGUACACGUGAGCUACAAACAUUGUUACGCCUCCUCCUUCCAAGAUUUCACCGCACAGGUCACUUCAGCUCACAGAAAGUAG